Molecule: messenger RNA, 2013 nt
Organism: Iphiclides podalirius (scarce swallowtail)
Lineage: Eukaryota; Metazoa; Arthropoda; Insecta; Lepidoptera; Papilionidae
Source: the annotation of a GenBank genome assembly
AUGCUCGAUGGUGGCUACCAGACAAUGCAGCACCAAAGUCCGAGCGGGCCCUCGCCGCAGCCAGAACCGCAGCUGGCCUCUCCGGCGCCGUCACCGUACCCGCCGGCCCCCCCGCCCCCUGACCCCUCGGGGGCCGAGGACGCCGCCCAGCAACUCGCCCAGCAACAGGCGCAGCAACAAGCCCAACAACAGCAGGCCCAACAACAAACCUCGCCGGACCACAUGCAGGUCGAGCAGCAGCUGCAGAACCAAGGCCAGUCCCAAACCAACCAGGACCACUUAGACCGAGGACCGUGCUUCGUGCAGCCGGACUUGCAGCAGCAGUACAGCACACCGUACUUUAAAGAGACUCGACCGACAAGCCACAUGUUGGGCACCGGCGGAUUCCCACUCCACUACCUUAAGCAGAACGGCGGUGUGCUGUCCCUGGAAGGUCCCCUCGACCAGUACGCGGCGCCGGAUCUGCGCCAUUUACCCGACAUAGUCCAGCCCGAGCCGCCGAAGCCGAGAAAGCACAACCCGAAUUCCGAGCUGCGCCUAUUCAAGUGCCUGACCUGCGGGAAGGACUUCAAGCAGAAGUCAACCCUUCUGCAGCACGAGCGCAUCCAUACAGACUCGCGGCCGUACGGGUGUCCGGAAUGCGGCAAGCGGUUCCGCCAGCAGUCGCACCUCACGCAGCACCUGCGCAUCCACGCCAACGAGAAGCCGUACGCGUGCGUGUACUGCCCGCGCUCGUUCCGGCAGCGCGCCAUCCUCAACCAGCACCUGCGCAUCCAUUCCGGUGAGAAGCCCUAUACGUGCGGCGAGUGCGGCAAACAUUUCCGCCAGAAGGCCAUCCUGAACCAGCACGUCCGCACACACCAAGGCGAGCGAUAUUCACACAUAUAUGCCCCGGUCCGCUCCACGCGCGCGUCGCCCGCACCGUCGCGAAACGAUCGCGCCAGUGCGAGCGCCGCCCGCGCUCCCCGCCGCCCCGACCUCGUUCGAUUCGGUCUCGCAUCCAUUGGCCUCCCGAUCAGACAAAUUCUCGGUCCCGUUGCCGCCCGCGCCGCGGUGGGCGCUCGCGAGACGCGGAACCGAUCGCCGGACGCUCCCGUAACCGUCCCCCACGUUUCGCCGCAUCUUAUCUUCAAGAACGGGACAACGCCCACCCUCUGGCCACAGGACGUACCGUUCCCUCCCGAUGAGAACAAGGAGGAGAUACAGUCGACAUUUGGCGACGCGGAUGGUCAGAAUGGAGAGCAGCGUGGAUCUUGCUUCUCGCCCGGGGACACAGCGCAGUAUCCAGCAUAUUUCAAAGAUACUAAAGGUCUCAAUCAUGCUGUUUUCGGUUCGGGGCUUUCACUUCAAUACUUAAAGGGGGGUAAGCUGCCCGAUGUGCUGGGAGGCCGAACGAUGCCGCUGUACGUUCGCUGCCCCAUCUGCCAGAAGGAAUUCAAGCAGAAGUCGACACUGCUCCAACACGGGUGCAUUCACAUAGAGUCCCGGCCCUACCCGUGCCCGGAGUGCGGCAAGCGUUUCCGCCAACAGUCGCACCUGACUCAGCACCUGCGCAUCCACACCAACGAGAAGCCGUACGGCUGCGUGUACUGCCCGCGCUUCUUCCGGCAGCGGACGAUCCUCAACCAGCACCUGCGCAUCCACACCGGCGAGAAGCCGUACAAGUGCACCCAGUGCGGCAAGGACUUCAGGCAAAAGGCGAUCCUGGACCAGCACACGCGCACGCACCAGGGCGACAGGCCGUUCUGCUGCCCCAUGCCGAACUGCCGGCGGCGCUUCGCCACCGAGCCGGAGGUGAAGAAGCACAUCGACAACCACAUGAACCCGCACGCGGCGAAGGCGCGGCGGGCGGACGCUAAGACGCCCAGGCCCUUGCCCCCGGCGGCGGCGGUGGUCAAGCCCGAGCUGUACUUCCCGCAGUGCUACGCGCCCCCCUUCCAGCAGUUCUCCACGGGAGGUGAGUUCAAGCCGGCCGUGGGGCCCGGCGCGCCGGUGGCCUGCCUGCCGGCCCAG